AUGUUUGUUUUAAUCGGUAUCAUAACAUUAUUAUCUAUCCUUGUUGGAUAUGUAUUUUACUUUCGUUCCAAAAGGCAAGAAGGCAAUGGUAAUCAACGAACAUCAAUUAUUACAUUAAAAAAUUCUGAGAUAAAACACACACUUCCAUUACUGCAUAAGGAAAACGUGUCGCAUGAUACGAGACGUUUUCGUUUUCAGUUACCAUCAUGUGAUCACGUGCUUGGCUUAUCGCCUGGUCAACAUAUUUAUUUAACAGUUCGACCGAUUGAUAACGAUCAACAGAUUAUUAAACGUCCAUAUUCACCGGUUACAACAGAUAACGACGCACGUGGAUAUUUUGAUUUGGUGAUUAAAAUAUAUCCCAAUGGCAAAAUGACACAAUAUCUUGAUAAAUUAGAAUUAGGUAAAACAGUUGAAGUCAGCGGCCCAACGGGGAAUCUAUUAUACAAAAAAUCCGGUUUAUUCCACAUUCGUGGGAAAAAGUCCGAUCCAUAUAAAUCGUACAAAAUACGCUCUCUAGGAUUAAUUGCUGGUGGAACCGGUAUUACGCCCUUGUAUCAGCUGAUCAAUCAAAUAUUAAAAGAGAAGGAGCAACAAAUAAAAGUAUGGUUGCUGUUUUCUAAUCGCACCGAACAAGACAUUUUGUUAUAUGAAGAACUAAAACUAUUAGCCACAAAUUCGAAUCGUUUUCAUUUAUGGUUCACGUUAAGUGAUUCUUCUGGUUCUUCUCGAGACGAUCUAAGUUGGAAUUAUAGUCGAGGACGUAUCGAUGAACAAAUGAUUCGUGAACAUAUGCCACCUCCAGGCGAUGAUAGCAUGAAAAAGAUGGAGUAUUCAAUGAAAUUGCAAGAAAAAAGAAUACAACAGAUGCUAUUGAUAGAUUUCAUUGAUCUUUUAUGUCAUUUGCCAUAUCCAGAAGACGCACGUUUUAAACUGGUUCAUUCAUUGAAAAGAUAUUAUAAGGGAAAGGAAGCGGAGCUGAACAGUCUUGAAGAAUUUGAACGUAACUAUACUCCAGAUAAAGCCGUUUUGUGGUACACACAACCAGUCUUCGUCUUUCGUCUUCUAAAUUGUACGCUAAGACAACAUGACACGACUGUUAUGUUUAUAUUUGGAUUUUUCGUACAAGAUUUAUACAGACAGCUAAAAGCGGAACAUGAAAAAUUUAAACUAAUACAUUUAGAAAAUCCAAUCUUAACCGUCUUUCGUGAUCAGUUUAUGUCAUAUUCGGAAUUUUCAUCAUUAAAGAUGAGAGAUGGUAUACUGCGACAUGUUGUUAUACGCGAUGUUUCUCACGACCCCAGAUAUCUCUUCAAAGUUUUCGAUGUCUCGUUUCAAAAUGUGUUUGAUACUGAACUGGCUAUACAUGAAUUGGGACGUUCUCGGUCAAAUUUUGUUCAUUGUGUGGAACAAUAUUUCAACAUUGACAUCGAGAAUGAUAAGCAGGUAAUGAAACGAUUUGAUUGGGGUGAGCAAAUGCUGACGGAUAGCUCAUUUUUAGAUAUUAUCCGCCCACGUGAUGUUUACGAGUCAGUAUCUCGAGAGAGAUCCUAUCAACGUAUAACAGAUUUACUGUCGGAAGUUGAUUUUUUUAGUGUCAUUUCUAAUAUGAAUGGUGAGCAAAUUGAACAACAUGAGCCGGUAGACUUUAAAAUCCAGACCAUUGCCUUGAGAGAUAAAACAAAUUCGAUCUAUGUCAGAGGUCGCUCUGUAAAACUGAAAAGAAUACUGCCAAAUGUACCACUUGAACAUCGAGUAAUUAUUUCACCAACGGUGAAAGUAUAUCCCCGAUCAAACACAACAACAAUUGUGCUGAUUGAUGUGUUUAAACAAUUUGGCCAGUUAAAAGCAGUCGAAUAUGAAAAAGAAUUGUUAUAUUGUCGUUUGGUACCAGGGAUGGGCGAGUCAAGCCAUUUUUCGAGUCCGAGUCAUUUUGACAUACUUUCGAGUCGAGUCAAGUCACCGGUGUUUCCGGGUUGAGUCAAAUUAUGUUUUCGAUUAUUUCGUUUUCUGUUUAUUUUGAUAAAAAAUCUUAACAACAAGUUUCACGACCAUAUGAAUACAUAGACAGAAAAGCUGUUGAAAAAAUUGUUCUAAUGCAAUAUAUUCCAUUAGGAUAAAAGUUAUUAAGAAGUGAUAAUUUUAUCUUAUAAAUUAUAAAUUUUUACAAGAGCAAAUGAAAAUCUUUUUGGAUGAAUGACUCGAGUUACACAGGCGAGUCAACGUUGCUCAGUUUUCGAGUCCGAGUCUUGAACAAAAUGCGACUCGAGUCCAAGUUUUGACUCGGACUCGCCCAUCACGGUUGCUAGGUAUGCACCGAGCUUUGAGUUACCCGAAAGUGAGUCGCUAAUUUCGAAUUCAUCGUAAACCCUGAACAGAUUUGUUGAGGAGAGCGUUAGGUUUGGUCUGAUAGCUCAUGCUUUAAAGUGCGUAGUUCGAAAAUUAUUGCUGUGACUUGAGAUUUAUCGAUGCGUUUUUGAAGUCUGUUCAAGUUUUCUCCAACUGUUGUAAAAAUUAAGUUAACAUGCAAAGCGGUUGUUGCGUAGUUAUUAGGCAUUCAGUGGUAAAGGUUACCGUUUUACCGGUCUAACCAGUUUUACCGUUACCGUUUUACAGGUUAAACGUUCGAUAUGAAUGCAUAAGAAAAUUUAUUAGAAAGUAAGAUUAUUUAGACAUAUUGUCCUGAUGUCGAUAUUUUAAGGAUUUUUUAUUUCUUGUUUGGCGAGUCAAUAGAAUAGAUUGAAGUAGUGUUUUCAUUUCUUAAGAAAUGAAAACACUUAACAAAGUGAUGAAAUUUGUUGGUAGAGCAGUUGGAAAUAAGUAUUUGUAAAUCGAAUAUAGAACUGCUAUGAAUCCAUAGCAGUUCUAUAUUCGAUUUACAAAUACUUAACAAAGUAGCACUCUACAAUUUACUAGGAAUAAGAAUGUUUCAGGUCAGGUUAGCACAUCUGUUCAAUGUUUUUUGUACUUCGUAUCUAUUGUCCUUUUUUCUUUUGUCGUUUCUUCGACCAGCCUGCAGUUGUUUGCGUAUUCUGAGAUUAUUAUUUUUUCCUUAAGUUGUUUAAGACUUUUCUCUAGGAAAAUGAAACACUACGGCUGAUGGCUAGAUCACAGUUGUGCUUUUUUAGACAGUUAAAUAGAGCAAAUAGUAUAGAGCAAAUGAGUGGAGAGAAGCAGUGAGAGAAGCAGAUGAGAUGUGAGAGAGGAGGAUGAGCGAUGUGGUAGGUGGUUAGGUUAGAUUUGUUUUACUAUUUCAGGCGCAUUUGAAAUACAUAAAACUUACUUUCAUACAGUUGAGUAGCAGAAGAAGAGUAAGGACAAAGCUAUUGACGUUUAAGAACUCAAAGAGCUGCUUCGGACAUAAACCGAAAAAGUCAGUUUAAUUUUGAGAGGAAACUCAUAUAGCGACAUGAAAUGCGGACACACAAUACAAAUGCCGUUUGUUUGCUAACAUCCAAAAUAGGAUAAAAGUGUGAGAUCCUUUUUAAUGUAGAGGCCUGAGAAUAACAACCAUCAGGAAAAAAAACACUUUAAUUUCGGGUAGCUCGAUCCGGUGCAUACCUAACUGUUGCGUUCUUUUCACUUCGUGACAUGUGCGUCUCGUGUCCUCUCGAUUCGUCCCUAACUGACUUUGUAAGUUUAAACUACAAUAACCGUGACGUCAAAAGUGAGAGUGAGCAAUUAGGAACGAAGCGACAGUAAACCGUUCUUUCUCUAUCAUUCUUUCCCGUUGAAGGUUUAGAACGAAAAAGCAUAUGCAACAUCCAACAUUUUCUUCGUAGCAUCUAAAUAUGUCUUAUGGCGUUCCAGAGAUUAAAAUAUAGGAAUUCUUCAUUUACGUUCUCUUCUUCACGAAAAUGCAGAUCGAUGUAUGUUUUUCUCUGUAACUGAAACCGACUUACAAGGGAAUUUCCCGAGAUAUGCCCUUCCGAUUCCAAUGAUUUGCACAUGGAUCGAUAUACCUCAGUGAGAUAGUAAAUACCCUAAAAAGAUUCGGGUUCAUGACUCUUGAAGUUCCGCUUUUCUGAAAAACCAAUUUUUCGAAAACUCUAACAAUAACCAAAACCUUUUCUUAAUGAGGCAUGACUGCAGCCCGCACAUUUCUGAUUAAAAUGAGACAUAUCCCAGCUCUGUUUGACCCUUCUUUGCAAAGUUAUAGGAUUUACAAGAGAAGCCCUAAAUUAAUUUCUUCUUAUUUCUGUUGCUUUGAGCUGACAGUGAACAUUCAGGGCUUUUCUUGUAAAUUCUAUAUAUUUGCAAAAAAGGAUCAAGCGGAGCUGGGAUAUGUCUCAUUUUAAUCGGAAAUGUGCGGGCUACAGUCAUGUCUCGUUAAGAAAAGGUUUUAGUUAUUUUUAGAGCUUCUGAAAAAUUGGUUUUUCAGAAAAGCGGAACUUCAAGAGUCAUGAACCCGAAUCUUUUUAGGGUAUUUACUACCUCACUGAGGUCUAUCGAUCAAUGUACGAAUCAUUGGAAUCGGAAGGGUACAUCUAAGGAGGUUCCCUCGUUAGAUGACCUGAACUUCUAUCCAUCAGUAACAAAAAAAAACAAUGCUGAUUAAAAACCGAGAAAAAACACUUAAACUGAGACAUACAAGGUAUUCAGAAAGGACGGGGAACGGUUUCUGAAGUGAACGGUUCAAAAAUUUCCUCUUGUGUCUUCCAGACAAAAAUUACGUUUUAUUUUUCGCCACCAGUUCAACAAUACCCAUUUACCCUUUUCCGCAAAUUUCUCGUACGAUUUCGAAGUAUCUGAGCAAAGCUCAUACAUAGGAGGAAGGAGGUUUUCAAAAAUAUGCCCAUACAGGAAAAUUGUCGAAAUACUAGGCCGAUAUCAUAAUUUUCACCUAUCUUGACACUUUAAAGGAAUACUUCUUCAACGCAUCUACUCUGAACUCAGCAUCUACUCAGCUUUAUAUUAGGUUGAGGAAAAAGUUCGUGCGCCGUGUUAAAAUAAUGAUUUUUUAUAUAUUUUUUUUUGUGUUUUUGAUCUGGUUUUGUGGCUAUUAUGAAAAUUUAUUGAUUUUUGAAACGCUUGAACC
Messenger RNA from Didymodactylos carnosus, 5038 nucleotides. NCBI's taxonomy places the organism in Eukaryota, Metazoa, Rotifera, Eurotatoria, Philodinida, Philodinidae. The record is from the annotation of a GenBank genome assembly.